This is a messenger RNA of Amaranthus tricolor (Joseph's coat), 1353 nucleotides long. Its product is annotated as bark storage protein A-like. NCBI's taxonomy places the organism in Eukaryota, Viridiplantae, Streptophyta, Magnoliopsida, Caryophyllales, Amaranthaceae. Gene Ontology annotation, molecular function: catalytic activity. The transcript is spliced from 6 exons. The coding region runs from base 53 to 1063 and encodes 336 amino acids. The record is from RefSeq and is a predicted model, not a curated record. Gene Ontology annotation, biological process: nucleoside metabolic process.
GUGAGCAGUGAGCUUAACUAAGGAUCAUCACAGACCAUUCCAAAUUAAAAUAAUGAUGGGCGUUGGAUCUCAGCUGAUAAUCAAAGCUGUGAUGAUGAUGAUGAUGAUGAUGAUGAUGAUGGUGCAGAAAAGUGAUGAGUUAAGGUCUACACAUCCAUUACAUGAGGUUGUAGAUUGGAUAAACUACCAAGGUGGUCCCUUCAUUGGACUUGUUUUGGCUUUUCCUGCUGAAGAAACUCCUCUUAUUGCUUCUGGUCUUUUUGUGCCUAAUUCCAUAUAUCCUGUCAUUCAACUAUCCGGAAGGAAAUUCAAGAUUGGAAGAAUGAAAGAUGUAGAUGUAAUCUAUGUGUUGACGGGAGAACAAACAGUAAAUGCAGCUCUUACAGUACAAGUUAUGCUUCAAACCUUUGACAUUAAGGGAAUCGUACAUUAUGGCAUUGCUGGUUGUACUAACACUUCAAUGCAUGUUGGCGAUGUCGCUGUACCAAAUCUAUUUGCAUUUACCUCUUCCUGGAAAUGGCUGGAUUUUGGGUCAUCACAAACGGGCCAAAAAGAAAUAAAAAUUGGGUCCUACAAUCUUCCACAAGCAGGAGAAAAUUUAUUAGAAAGAAUACAAUUCACCCCUGUUCAACUCUUUUCAGAUUGGACGGCAAUGCAAGAGCUUUUUUGGUUUCCAGUUGAUCCUUAUUGGUACAAUCUCGCUACACAAAUCCGGGAAGUAAAGUUGCAACGUUGUGUGAACGAGACUGCUUGUUUGCCUCAUGAGCCACAAGUAGUAUUCGACCUCAGAGGUUCAACAGCCAAUGUGUUUAUGUCAAACUUAGCUUAUGGAAAGUUCCUUCAUCAUGAAUUCAACAUUUCCACGGUAGAUGAAGAGAGUGCUGCAGCCAUACACGUUUCGCGUACAAAUGGAGUGCCAUGUAUCGUGUUUCGUGGUAUCUCGGAUGUCGCUGGUGGAGAGAAACUUUCAUUGGAUGGUCUUAGUUCCUUGGCUGCAACCAAUUCAUUCAGAGUUGCUGCCAAAUUUGUGGAACUCAUAGGCUGCAACAAACCUAAUCUUUGAUCAUUAUUUAGUAUAAGGGAUGGACAGGAGUCGUGGAUCUUAAGGGUCUAAAUUCAACCUGAUCCUAAUUUAAAGUUCUGGAUCCGCCUAUUUUUAGACCCUGUGGAUCCGAGUUGAAUCUGGGUCCAUGACCUCAGAUUGCGGGUCUGCGUUUACACGUUUAGACCCCGAUCCAACCCAUGGACCCAUUUACAUUUUUUUGCAAAAUUAUACAUAAGCUAUCAUGUGUAUUUAAUUGUAUGAUUUGAAACUUUGUUAUAUUCUAGAACAUUACGUGGUUUGAAACUUUG